AUGGCCGAGCAAGUAGGGCAAGCGGAAAUACCGGGGCAAGCAGGUCAAGCUGCAAUGAGGGCCCUAGCCCGAGAAAUGGCGAGGGCAUUGAGGGAGUCCAUAAACAUACUUAGGGCAGAGACCCAAGUUAGGGAGAACGUCAUGGAGACAAGGGCAAGCUUCCUCACGAGGGAGUUUUUGCGAGCCAAACCGGAUGAAUUCCAUGGUGGCCCCAAGCCCAAGAAAGAAAAUGAAUGGCUUGAACAGAUAGUGAAGACAUUCGAGAUGCUUCACAUAGAAGACAGUGAGCUUAGAGUGACUCUCGCGAGUUACUAUCUCAAGGGGGAGGCAGGGCAAUGGUGGAAGUAUGCCAAGGACGGAAUAGAACCGACAUGGGAGGCAUUUGUGGUGGCCUUCAAAGACAAGUAUCUACCUCCCACUACUAGGGAGAGGUUGAGGCAGGAGUUCCAAGACCUUAAGCAACUUAACAUGUCCGUUGCUAAGUUCGAAACGGCCUUUUCUAGUUUGUCCCAGUUUACACCGGAGUUGAAUUGUGACCGUCUUGUGGAGGUGGCCGCACAUGUGGAGAUUACCAUGGAGGCCGAGGCGGAGAGACUUCAGAAUUUGAGGUCUAAGGGCUAA
Camellia sinensis is the source of this 621-nucleotide messenger RNA. NCBI's taxonomy places the organism in Eukaryota, Viridiplantae, Streptophyta, Magnoliopsida, Ericales, Theaceae. The record is from RefSeq and is a predicted model, not a curated record.